This is a messenger RNA of Brugia pahangi, 537 nucleotides long. The record is from the annotation of a GenBank genome assembly. NCBI's taxonomy places the organism in Eukaryota, Metazoa, Nematoda, Chromadorea, Rhabditida, Onchocercidae.
AUGUCAUCGUUUUCGAAUCGAAAUGUUCGUACAGUGCACAGUGUUUCGCGAAGUCAACCUCCAGAGAUUCCUAGAAGAUGGAAUAAUCCAGAGGAUUUGAGAGAACAGAAUGUUCCGGAAGAUACGGAAAUACAAAGUACUAAAGUGAAGCAUAUUAGACAACAAAUGAUGGAAUAUAGAACACUUUUGAAAUGUCAACAAUCGUUACGGUUAGCGGAAAAUAUGAGACAUCGUACGAAGCAAAGAGCAAUGAGAGAGAAGUGUAAAAGAUAUAAACAGGAAAUAACUGAUACGAAAAAAUUGAACGCCACCUUUCAAGAAAGUUUUUACCAGUUAGAGCAACAACUUAUUCAUUGUACCCAACAAUUAUUUCAUCUAGAAGCGGAAAACGAACGCGAACGAAGAAAUACGAGUCGUCUAGAAGAGAAUUUUGAGCAGAUGAUGCAAAUGUUAAGUCAAGCCAGAAAAAAACUGCAAAGAAAAAUCAUAUGUGAAUUUUACGACAAAGAAUGUUUUACAUGCAAAACGUAUCGCUGA